Molecule: messenger RNA, 3559 nt
Organism: Acaromyces ingoldii
Lineage: Eukaryota; Fungi; Basidiomycota; Exobasidiomycetes; Exobasidiales; Cryptobasidiaceae
Exons: 2
Coding region: 14-3421 (1135 amino acids)
Biological process (GO): barbed-end actin filament capping; actin filament severing
Molecular function (GO): phosphatidylinositol-4,5-bisphosphate binding; actin filament binding
Source: RefSeq, a predicted model, not a curated record
GACAAGGACAGACAUGGCGACGCCAUUCCCGUCGAUGGGCGCAGGAGGAGGGGGAGGAGGAGGAGGAGGAGGAGGAGGGGGCGAGUUAUCACGAUGGGUAUCUCAAGUCAAGGCGCAGCACAGUGGGACGCCGCAGCCGGUGACGCCGCUAUCGCCCACGCGGACCGGCAACUCGCAGACGGCCGAUGAGCUAGAGGAGGAGGUUCGCCAAAGCAGGCUCAAUCGAGCCAAUAGGCGAAGCAGGCUGAGCAAUGCGGGCGUCAGAGGUCUGGAAAGCGGCAUCUCCAGUCCAUCAGGAGACUCCUUCCGGUCACCGCCGGCGACCCCCUCUGGCGAAGAGACACUUCGAAAACUUCUCGGUCAACGAAGCCAGGUAUCAUCCCCCACGAUGGACAAGGGUCCAGGUUCUAUGGCAGCACCGUCCUCGCCGCCCAAGAAGUCGUCAGCCCUGCUCGAUCGCUACGGAGGCCAGGCGGGCCCCACUGGCGUCGCAAGGGCCGGCCCCUCGGGCGCAUCUACCUCACUGGCCUCUUUCAUGGGCGGCAAAGCGAGCGGUCCCAGACUAGGCAAGCUGGCGGGCGACGGAAGGAGCGCCCCACCCGAGGCAGAUCUCAUCGACGAGAGCCGAAGGCACGAGCGGCGGGCCCUUCCUGGUCUGGCGUCGCCUCCCGUCUCCAACACGGGCGGUGGAAAGUCGUUGGCCAGCUUUCUCGAGGCACGCGCGGCGGCUAGCGCGACGACGGACUCGCCUUCCAUGCCGCCGCAAUCGCCGUCGCUCAGCAAGCCGUUGCGCUCGCCCUCGCCGGGCCAGUCCCCCUCCAACAGGCACGAUUUCUCCUUUGCCGAACGCGGCCUGCCGUCUGCCAAGAGGACGGAGAGUUUCUCACGGCCGCGGUCGCCCAUCAAGGCGCAACCUGAGCAGUCUGCAGCGACGCAGCCCAGACAGGUCCCGACGGCGCAGCCCAGGCAAGCCCCAACAACACAGCCAGAGGAGAGGAUCAUGACCGAUGCGGCCACCAGCCCGCUCAAGGAAGACCAGAUCGCCGAUGCUCGGUCACUCAGUCCUUCAAGGGACGCAGUCGUUGGCCUGGCUCCUCCUUCGCGUCAGCCAGCAGCGACUUCGUCGUCGUCGUCGACAACGUCUCAGCUUGCACCUGCCUCGAUCGUCCAUUCGCCCACCUCUGACGCGCUCUCUGGCUCGUCGCCACGCUUUCAACUUCCUGUCAACCGUAGUGCUCCCGCGACGAGCAGCCCGGCGUUUGCCAAUGUGCACACUGCGUCCAGCGACAAGGCCCCAACGGCUUCGCUCACCCGUCUACGCGGGCAGAGCUUGGUCGGUCAGCGCGUACGAGAGGCAAAAGAGCGUGAGGCGGCGUCGUCUGCAGCAGGAGGCGAGCCUGCGUCACCCCAGCUUGGUCGCUCGCCCUCGCUCCAGCGCCGAUGGACGCCUCCGAUGCCUGCCGCCGAGUCUCCAGUUGCGGCCGAACGCAAGCCAUGGCAGCCUGGCAAGCUCGGCAACGCUCUUCCCGGCCUUACUGGGCAUCCUCGCUCUGCCUCGCCCGUCAGAUCGGCUGCCCUGGCCACGUCGCCGAGACAAGAAGAGGAGCCGUCGUCGGCACCACCGGUCCGCUUGCCAGGACUCGGAGCAGUAUCUUCGCCCUUUGCCUCUCGACAGUCCUCCUUCGUCCAAGAUGAAGUGAAGCAAGACGGCAAACUCGACCAUCCAACGAUGGCACGAGCCAAGGGCCCAAAGAGGUCCGCUGCUCGCUCGACUGCAUCAAAGUCGGAAGAGGUUGACCGAAAAGACCAAAGCUCAAAGGGCACCUUCGUAGGCUCCAAGCCUCCAGACGACGACGACGCCACCAUCUCGCGCCUCGUUGGCUCCGAGCAGGACACGAUGCAUGCCAUCAGGCCGUCUGACCGCCUUCAAGCAAGUCCUCGACCCACAGUACGCGAGGUGGAGCAGAAUCUGCGCGGGGAAGAGAGGCAGCCCCAGCGGGAGCCAAGCUACGACACUGUUGACCGACAGCUCAAGGAGGGCGUGGGCGCGCUCGAGGCCCUCGUCGCCGGCAAGCGGGUCGAGCCACCGGCGAGCGUAAGCCCCGUUCGAGCGACACGCAGCCCUGGCAUGAUGGUCGACAUUGCCCUUCCCAAGGACACGGCCAAGGUCGACAUCUCUCCCGUCCUGCGUUCCACACUCGCGAGACCGGCUCCGAGCUCUGCCAAGACAGUCUCCAUCGAUGUGCUCAGCGUACGGCCAGACGGAUCUGUCCAGUCACUCGCAGACUCAGACGCACACAUCCUCUACGAGGCAGAGACAUUGGUCAUUACGCACAGGUGCAAGGACAUCAAGACUGGCCUUAUGCGCCACGACGUCUUCGUUCGAGCGGGUCGCCAAUCUCCUACCUUGGCUGGACAGGCAUCCGCAGAGGCCUCCAAGGUGCAGGAAUUGGCCAAGCGCGUCAAUGCUGCGCCGAUCGAUGCACGUCAGGGACGGGAGUCUGAUCAUCUCGUCAAGCUCCUGGGGGGCGUCAUUGUGACGAGAGAGGGAGCAAGGAAUCGAUUUGAGCCAAGCAACACACAUAUGUACGCCGUCCGGGGUCGCACCGGAGCCAUCUACAUUGAUCAGACGGACCUGACAACGUCGAGCCUCUGCUCUGCACACUCUUUUGUCAUUUCCGUCAUGAGCGACGUUUUCGUUUGGCACGGCAAGGGCUCUUCGGGCUCCAUUCGCUCGGCAGCCAAGAAGUUUGCGCGCGAGCUCCGCGAUCCCUCACUCACAUCGGCUCUGACAGAAUACGACGAGGGAAAGGAAGAUGAACUGUUCUGGGCCUGCUUUGAGCAGGAGCAAGAAUAUGCCAGCUCCUUUCACCAUGAACUGCUCUACGCCUUGCCCGAGCACGAAGUCGAGCCGCGCCUCUUUUCGCUCCUCACAGACUCCGAAGGCGACCGAGCCAUUGUGCCCAUGCCCGCACAAGAACAGAGCUCCUUUUCCUCGGUCGACUUGCGGCCGGACACGGUCCACGUCGUGCAGCUGCCCCACGAGAUCUACGUCAUCGUCGGAGCGCAGGCACGCUCCGACCGUACGGGCAUCUCUGCCGCUCUCGACGCAGCAUCAACCCUGGCACGCUCGGCCAAAGACGCUCGCCCCCGCGGUGCCUUGCUCCCUCCUGUCCACGCUCUCAUCUUCCCCAGCGAGGUUCCGAAAGAGCUACGGGCUGCCAUUCGUUACUGGGAUGCUACGCCACUGCUCUCGCGCUCCUCGGCUUCGCGAGGCAGCCGGAGACCGCUAGGCAUGAACCUAAUGACGGAACCAGAGGCAAGAGCGGGCUUGAAGCAGACACGAUUCGAAGCGCGAGCGCUCUGGGAUCACGACUUUCUCCCCAUUGGUGUCGGUCCCGACGACAUUUUGGACGACUAAAAGGCGUGCCGCAGACAGGUCACCGAGAUAAAUCAGAUUCACUGUACGAUGCCUUGUGCAGAAAAGUCAUCCUCAGGAGUGACAACAGGUCUAUGCCCUAAAGCUAGACGAUGAUAAUGAUGAUGCUUCACGUUCAGC